Anthostomella pinea is the source of this 342-nucleotide messenger RNA. The record is from the annotation of a GenBank genome assembly. Lineage: Eukaryota; Fungi; Ascomycota; Sordariomycetes; Xylariales; Xylariaceae.
AUGUCGGAAUCAAUCAACGCGGUCUACAUUGUCCUGCGCAAGGACUUCGACCACCACACAGACCGCAAGGGCCGCCUCGCGCUCCCCAUCGGCGCCGGCCAGGGGGCCCAGCUACGGCGACCCCCGGAGCACGACGAGAAGAACGGCCUGUACCACGGGACGUGCUACACGCGGGAGGACCGCAGAGACCAUUUCGAGGUCUGGGUCAAGAUGGUGAAGCUGGGCGAUGCCAAGGAGGGUUCGGGGGCGAUGGCGAAAAAGAGGAAGAGCGAUGGGGUCCUUGCCGAGGCGGAGAGGGAGCCGAAGAAGGCGUCGAAGGCGGACGCGAUCUUGAUAGGAUAG